This is a messenger RNA of Spodoptera littoralis (African cotton leafworm), 2253 nucleotides long. Lineage: Eukaryota; Metazoa; Arthropoda; Insecta; Lepidoptera; Noctuidae. The record is from the annotation of a GenBank genome assembly.
AUGAGGACGGUGGCGUUGAUCAGCGGGGGUAAGGACAGCUGCUACAACAUGAUGCAGUGUGUCGGCGCCGGGCACACGAUCGUAGCGCUGGCCAACCUCCAACCUACACUAAAAGAUGAGCUGGACAGCUAUAUGUACCAAACAGUGGGACACCAAGGUAUAGAUCUGUAUGCAGAAGCUAUGGGCCUACCACUAUACAGGGAAGCAAUAACUGGCAAUGCUGUUAACCAGGGCAAGAACUAUCAACCCACAGAAAAUGAUGAGGUUGAGGACUUGUACAGACUCCUUUCUAAAGUUAAGAAUGAUUUAGAUAUAGAGGCGGUUGCCGUUGGUGCCAUAUUGUCAGAUUACCAAAGAAUUAGGGUGGAAAAUGUAUGUCACCGAUUAGGUCUAGUCUCGCUUGCGUACUUAUGGAGGCGGAACCAAAAGGAAUUGCUGCAGGAGAUGAUAGCAAGCGGCGUCGAAGCUAUCAUCAUUAAGGUGGCAGCCCUCGGUUUGGACCCUCGAAUACACUUGGGCAUGUCUCUCCGCGACAUACAACCCCAUCUUCUAGUCAUGCAGGAGAAGUACGGGCUCAACGUGUGCGGGGAGGGCGGCGAGUACGAAACCUUCACCCUAGACUGUCCCUUGUUUAAGAAGAAAUUAGUUAUAGAUGAAAAGGAAUUGGUGUUACACUCGGACGACCCAGUCGCUCCAGUCGGCUACCUAAACUUAAAACUACAUUUAGCGCCAAAAGAAAACUUUGAUGAAGCAAUAAAACUACCUCCAACUGUUAAGAACCCAUUAGAUUUUAUAAACGAUUUAAGCGAUUCUGUGUUUAGCGAUGUAAGCGAUAUUGAACUGAGCGAGACGGAGCUAGAGUCUAUAGAGAAGUUAGAGAAGGAGGAGAAGAAGAAGCAGAAUGAACUGAAUCCAUUGCUCACUUAUUCUGGUGAUAAGGUAACUGGUGUUGAAGUGGACUAUGGGAAUGACGAGCCGGAUAGUAUAGCGGAGACCGGCGGGUAUACGUACGAGCAGGCUCAUAGAAAGCACGAGAGUCAGCCUAUACAUGACCACAGAAGUAUAUACGGUAACAAGCAUGGGUGGUACUUCAUCGGUGGUAUUGUCGGCGAGGGCGUGGAUACCAGGGUCGCCACCGAGGACGCUAUGAAAAAACUCAUUAGCUUGCUGGAGUCCGAGUCACUGCGUCUCAACGACGUAUGUUCAGUGAACAUCUAUAUGAGGGACAUGGAAGAAUAUGCCGCUUUGAACGAAGUCUACGUUCAAACGUUUAACUUUCCCAAUCCACCAACUCGUGUGUGCGUGCAAUGCCCUUUACCUGCAGACGUAGGGCUCAUAUUUGACGCUGUGGCUCACAAGUCUACAUACAACAACACACAUGACGUGGACGGCGCUGUCACGAAGGAGCGCGUCACUAUGCAUGUGCAGGGAAUAUCGCACUGGGCACCAGCCAACAUCGGACCAUACAGUCAGGCUGUUAAAGUGGGGGAAGUGAUGGGUACGUGCGGGCAGAUCGCGCUGGUGCCGGGCACGCUGGCGCUGGCGGGCGGCGGCGCGCGCGCACAGAGCGCACUGUCCCUGCGGCACCUCACGCGGGUACUGCGCGCGCUGCAUCCGCGGGCCCACAUACGGAGCGUCGUGCAGAGUGUAUGCUACGUAUGCGCGGGCGGCGCGGUGGGCGAGGCGCGGCGCCAGUUGGAGCGGCGCACGGCGGGCGCCAUCGUGCAGUACGCCGUCGUGCAGGCCCUGCCGCGACACGCGCUCGUCGAGUGGCACGCCUGGGCGCAUACUGACAACAACCGGUUUGAGUAUGAGGAGACUGGUUGCAAUGUGGGCGAUUACAAAGUUGCAAUCACGAGGAGGUGGAACUACGAGAACACUGUCGCCGCUUUUGUUUGUUAUGUUGCUACAGGUUCUUCGCCAUCAACUUGCCAGCUGUCAUUCCCGAGCGAGGAAGUUUGCACGACGCACCGCAUGCGAGCGUCCAGUAUGACGCAGGAACAAAUUGAAGAAGUGCUCGAAUAUGCGCUCCGUAAGCUCACACAAGACAGGGAUGUGGAAACUCAACACGCUGUCAAGAUGAGGAUAUUUUAUCAGGUGUGGAGUGCGCCGGGCCCGGCGGUGCUGUCGCGCGCGGUGCGGGCGGUGCGCGGGCGGUCGCGGCAGCGCGCGGCCGUGACGGCGGUGCCGGUGCUGGCGCUGCACAACGCAUUCACCUUCCUCUCCAUCAGCGGCCUGCGACUCGACGAGUGA